Messenger RNA from Python bivittatus (Burmese python), 957 nucleotides. Lineage: Eukaryota; Metazoa; Chordata; Lepidosauria; Squamata; Pythonidae. The record is from RefSeq and is a predicted model, not a curated record.
AUGCCAAUCCUAGAGAAAGCCACAGCCGAAAAGGAGAAUAGCACACACAGCCAAGAUGAGAUGAAACUGCUCAAACUUCCAGUUCCACCACUCCAACAAACGUUAGAUAAGUACCUUCAGUGCAUGAAACAUUUGGUGUCUGAAGAACAAUAUAAGAAGACAAAGACUAUUGUGGAGAAGUUUGGAGCACCAGGAGGCCAGGGAGAGCUCCUACAGAAAAAGCUCCUUGAAAGACAUGAAAAAAUGGAGAAUUGGGUUUUGCAUUACUGGCUAGAUGACAUGUAUCUUAACAAUCGAUCAGCCCUUCCAAUCAAUUCUAGCCCAGCAAUUAUCUUUGCUCACCGACAGUUCCAAGAAGCAGAUGACCAACUGAGGUUUGCUGCCAAUCUCAUUUCUGGAGUUCUCGAUUAUAAAGCUCUCCUGGACACCCAUGCAAUCCCUGUUGAUUUUGCUCGUGGACAACUGUCUGGUCAUCCUCUUUGUAUGAAGCAAUACUAUGGACUCUUCUCUUCCUAUCGCCUCCCAGGACAUACCAAAGACACCCUUGUGUCCCAGAAAAGCAAUAUCAUGCCUGAACCAGACCAUAUCAUUGUUGCUUGUAACAAUCAGUUUUUUGUUCUGGACGUGGUUAUUAAUUUCCGGCGUCUCAGCGAGGGAGACCUGUUCACCCAGCUACGGAAGAUCGUGAAGAUGUCGGAGAAUGAAGAAGAGAGACUGCCGCCAAUUGGUCUCCUGACCUCGGAUGGGAGGCUGGAGUGGGCCGAGGCCCGAGCGAUCCUCAUGGAAGAUUCUACAAACCGAGACUCCCUCGAUAUGAUUGAACGAAGUCUGUGCUUGGUGUGUCUUGAUAGUGCGGGUGGGGAAGAACUCAAUGAUACCAACAGGGCCUUGCAACUUCUCCAUGGCGGAGGCUACAAUAGAAAUGGUGCCAACCGUUGGUAUGACAAGUCUAUACAG